CCAGCUGAGCUGUACUGUACUGUAGCGGGUCUGGUGAGGCUUCAAACACCUAAAAGAAAAGAAUGUCAAGACGCAGUAGCCGUUUACAAGCUAAGCAGCAAGCCCAGCCCAGACAAUCUGACUCCCCCCAAGAAGCCCAGAUCUUCCAGGUCAAGAAGAGAAAAACAGCACAGGAUGUCAAAAAGAGAAAAGAGGAGCAGGUCACCAAGAAACAUCAGUAUGAGAUUAGGAAUUGUUGGCCACCUGUAUUAUCUGGCGGAAUCAGUCCUUGUAUUAUCAUUGAAACACCUCAUAAAGAAAUAGAAACAAGUGACUUCUCCAGAUUCACAAACUACAGAUUUAAAAAUCUUUUUAUUAAUCCUUCACCUUUGCCAGAAUUAAGCUGGGGAUGUUCAAAGGAGGUUUGGCUAAACAUGUUACAAAAGGAGAGCCGGUAUGUUCAUGACAAACAUUUUGAAGUUUUACAUUCUGACUUGGAACCACAGAUGAGGUCAAUUCUUCUAGACUGGCUUUUAGAGGUAUGUGAAGUAUACACAGUUCAUAGGGAAACAUUUUAUCUUGCACAAGAUUUUUUUGAUAGAUUUAUGUUGACACAAAAGGAUAUUAAUAAGAAUACACUUCAACUCAUUGGAAUUACCUCAUUAUUCAUUGCUUCCAAACUUGAGGAAAUCUACGCUCCAAAACUCCAAGAGUUUGCUUAUGUCACUGAUGGUGCUUGCAGUGAAGAUGAUAUCUUAAGGAUGGAACUCACUAUUUUGAAGGCUUUAAAGUGGGAACUUUGUCCUGUAACAGUCAUCUCCUGGUUAAAUCUCUUUCUACAAAUUGAUGCUGUUAAAGAUGCUCCUAAAGUUCUUCUACCUCAGUAUUCUCAGGAAACAUUCAUUCAAAUAGCCCAGCUUUUAGAUCUGUGUAUUCUAUCCAUUGACUCAUUAGAGUUCCAGUACAGUAUAUUGGCUGCUGCUGCCUUAUGCCAUUUUACCUCCAUUGAAGUGGUUAAGAAAGCCUCAGGUUUGGAAUGGGACAGCAUCUCAGAAUGUGUAGACUGGAUGGUGCCUUUUGUCAGUGUGGUAAAAAGUACAAGUCCAGUGAAACUGAAGACUUUUAAGAAGAUACCUAUGGAAGACAGACAUAAUAUCCAAACGCAUACAAACUAUUUGGCUCUGCUGGAGGAAGCAAAUUAUGUAAACACCUUCAGAAAAGGAGGACAGUUGUCACCAGUGUGCAAUGGAGGCAUUAUGACACCACCGAAGAGCACCGAAAAACCACCAGGAAAACACUAAAGUU
Messenger RNA from Dipodomys spectabilis (banner-tailed kangaroo rat), 1284 nucleotides. RefSeq names its product cyclin E2 (gene Ccne2). Gene Ontology annotation, cellular component: cyclin E2-CDK2 complex; nucleus; cyclin E1-CDK2 complex. The transcript has 12 exons. Gene Ontology annotation, biological process: G1/S transition of mitotic cell cycle; regulation of cyclin-dependent protein serine/threonine kinase activity. Gene Ontology annotation, molecular function: cyclin-dependent protein serine/threonine kinase regulator activity. NCBI's taxonomy places the organism in Eukaryota, Metazoa, Chordata, Mammalia, Rodentia, Heteromyidae. The coding region runs from base 63 to 1280 and encodes 405 amino acids. The record is from RefSeq and is a predicted model, not a curated record.